UAUGGGACUGGUGAGGUGAGUGAGGAUAUAAAGAAGAGUUUUGACCCCACCUUUCCGUGUCGAGUUGUGGUUUGAGCCGAGAAGAAGUGUGUAACACAGGUCUGAGCCAUGUGGAAGUUGGCUGCUCUACCGAUACCACAGAAGAUACAGUUUCAUGGGCAACCAGCAAAUCGACUGAUAGAGAACCCGUUCCCAACGUACAAAGGCACCCUUGUUCAGAAGACCAGGCAAAAUGGAGACCCCAAGGCCAAGGUGUUCCGGGCUGCUCACGUGCCGGCGGGCAAUCGCGAUUCGACAGUGCUCGUGUAUUCCUACACCAGUACACCGCCUGUAACCGGCGGCACCUAUGUUGUACUGCAGUUCAAAGAGUCUGGACUGUACUUUGCCUCCAAGGGCAGGAGCUGGUACCCCAGGCUAGUUCUGCAGGAGGGUGAGGAUGCCACAAAGAUCACAUCCACUGCCGACCCACGGGUGUUCCUGAUGAAACCGACUCAGAACAGUGCAAAGGAUUUCGUGUUCGCCUCGUGUGUCGCCUCGAAACAAAAGCCGGACGAUCCCAGCAAGGCCCGCGUCAUCACUUUGUCCAGGAACAAAGAUAAGCCCGCUGUAUUAAAGCUCGAAGAAAAAGGACCGUCUUUGGAAUCGCAGUAUUUCAAAAAGAAAGUCGCAAGGGGGCGCUCGCGUCGUGGCGAGCAGUCUGACGAAUGUCAAGUGCAGGAAGAACAGCAUCGCAACUAG
Molecule: messenger RNA, 738 nt
Organism: Branchiostoma belcheri (Belcher's lancelet)
Lineage: Eukaryota; Metazoa; Chordata; Leptocardii; Amphioxiformes; Branchiostomatidae
Exons: 5
Coding region: 109-738 (209 amino acids)
Source: RefSeq, a predicted model, not a curated record